CAUCACUGAUUCUAAAAACGAAUACAUUUCAAGUGUUUGUACGGUUUAUUUGCUUUGAAAAAGGGUACACAGAAUCGUUUGUGCUGAGUAAAUGUUAAAUAAAAUUUAGAAGAGGCAAUUGAUCCAUAAACUAGUUAAGAUAGAGAAUCAAAAACUUGAAGAUACCUGCAAGAUGUAUUUUACUUAGAUUUUAAGGAGGUGGUGUAAAAGCAAAGCACUGCGUAAUGCAAGCCGAAGUUAGAGACAUUGUUGAGAAGUCGUUGAAGAAAGCCCGGGAACAUGAAGCAAGAGGUGACAUGGGGAGAGCGUAUGCUUAUUACACAGUUGUCAUCGAGCUGUGUCCUGAAAAAAGGAAGGAAGUGGAAAAAGUGUUCACCGAUGUUUUAUGCGAAUGGGGACUGCAAUUAAUUCAGAAUAACAGGACACAAGAUGUAAUCGUUUGCUAUGAACAUUCUCUGGACAUUUAUCCUGAAAAUCCACGCAUGCUGAACAAUUUUGCUGCACACUUAUUGAGGUUAGAAAAUCCAAUACAAGCCAUCAAGUACUUAAAGAGAGCGUUAAAAGCUGAUCCCAACUUCCUGCUUGCUGAACGCAACCUGCAGAAUGCUUACAGCAUGGCUGUUGACCGUUGGCAUUUUUCCAUGUUAAAUGACAGAUGUCGAAAUAGAGCUUUUAAAAAGGCAAUCAGAAAUAGGAUAAGAGAGGGCUAUGAUACAGUCCUAGACAUUGGAACUGGUACAGGAUUAUUAAGCCUAUAUGCUCGGGAUGCCGGAGCUAAAGCAGUUUAUGCUUGUGAAUGUUCUCCAGUUAUGGCAGGAAUUGCUGAGAAAGUAUUUGCCAGAAAUUCUGACCAUGGCAUAAAAUUAAUCUCCGAGUUGUCAACCGAUUUGAGAGUCCCUAAAGACAUUCCUGAGAGGGUAAAGUUGAUCGUCACUGAGACAUUUGAUGCUGGUCUGUUUGGAGAGUUUGUCGUUCCAUCGAUGAUUGAUGCACACGUAAAUCUUCUAGCAAAGAAUAGCGAAGGAAUUGUUAUACCUAUGUGGGCUGCCCUUUAUGUCGCAGCUGUGGAGAGCGAACACAUUCGUCUACGUUCCUCCAUAGAGUGGGACAAAUCUAAGAGAUUCAGCUUCCUGAAUUUUGAAAACGUAUCUUUACUCCCGGACGAUGAAUACUAUGACAGCGAGAAUUUGGAGAAUGUUAAGAUAAAUUAUAUAACAGAACCGAAGGAAAUACUCAGGGUACACUUCAACGAUGUGCAGGAACUGCAAGAAUUUACUAGAGAUGGUAUAAAGGGUGUCUUACGAUGCAAGUGCAGGUACGAUGGCGUGGUCGAUGGUUUGGUAGCCUGGUUCAAGCUGCACCUGGAUGAAACGGUGACCAUCGACUCCUCCCAAGGAAAAUCUUGUUGGCAGUUGGCAGUGUUCUCAGCAGCGACGACUUCCUGUCAAGAAGGCGAUGAACUAACAAUCACUGCAGAAGUGUCCCAGUGCAAGCUAAAGUGUUCCUACGUGUCUGCCAAGAAAAAUCUUGAACCGUCCACUACGGUCUACCGAGUUCCAAAGGAAGUAAUAGCUUUUCUGAACGACUCCGAGUUCGUCAACUCAUUGGUCAGUAUCGGCAAGUCUCAGAAUGACAAAUCCAUAAAAACUGUCCUUGAUACUUCUCCGUUCCCUGUCUAUGGUCUCACCAUGGCGAAGACAGGUCGAAUUUGUGGGGUUGUGUAUCACCAGACCGAUAACGAAGCUGUUAAGAAUCUUGUUAGGCAAGUGGUCAAAGAUAGUGGUAUUAAAGCUCAGAUUUGUAUUAUCUCAGAUUACAGAGAAUUACAGCAUUCUAUAGAUUCUGUACUUGUGCACAACUUUGACGUCAAAGGUGAACUCAAAGACUGGGGCUUGCGAGACUACGAUCAGUUCUUCAGUUCUUUGUUAAGUCCUGUUGGAACUGUUCUCCAAAAGAAAAUCUUUCUGAUGGGUCAGUUGGUCUUCUCGUCAGACCUGGCUAAGAUGGUACGAGUGAAGGAUUCAAAUCUGUCCAUCUCUGAGAAUUGCUCAUCAGAAAAGAAUUCGGAUGAAGAAGAAAUGACAAACGUCUCUGACAAAAAUAAAGAAGACUCGGUCGAUUAUUUUAUUGCAGAGUAUAUUAACGAGUAUAAGAUUAAUCAAGUAUUCGACUUGAACUCCAGUCUAUAUCAGUAUGAACCGAUGUCGGAUGUUAAUGUGUUAAUAAAAAUAAAUGAGGCAGAGACAACGGAGUCACUUGUCAAUUUUGGAAGAAUUAAAGAGACAAAAAAUUCGCUCGCACCAAAUGCUCUGGUAUGUUGGUACAGAAUUUGUUUGUCACCAGAGCAUGUCCACGAUACAAGAAGAGACUCCUCAUUUAUGAAUCAUACUGCCAUUGUAUUGGAGGAUGAAUUGAAAGACAUAAGCUUAAAAGGAGGCGAGGUCAACAUUAAAGUGCUUCAAAUGAAAGGAUUGGUGAAGGUCAGCUUAGCGGACACCUGACAAUGAACUAAACAGUAACGAGUUAAUU
Orussus abietinus is the source of this 2529-nucleotide messenger RNA. RefSeq names its product protein arginine N-methyltransferase 9. The transcript is spliced from 9 exons. Lineage: Eukaryota; Metazoa; Arthropoda; Insecta; Hymenoptera; Orussidae. Bases 225 to 2501 code for a protein of 758 amino acids. The record is from RefSeq and is a predicted model, not a curated record. Gene Ontology annotation, molecular function: protein-arginine omega-N monomethyltransferase activity; protein binding. Gene Ontology annotation, biological process: peptidyl-arginine methylation.